Messenger RNA from Acaulospora colombiana, 389 nucleotides. The record is from the annotation of a GenBank genome assembly. NCBI's taxonomy places the organism in Eukaryota, Fungi, Glomeromycota, Glomeromycetes, Diversisporales, Acaulosporaceae.
GUUCGUCGAAAAAGAGAAUGUCUUCGUCGGGUUCUCAGGCCGAUGGCGUCCAACGCAUCCUUCACCAGCUGCAAGAGAGAAGUCAUGAAGGAGUUCAAAAGAGCACGGCGAAUGCAGAGACAAGUGCGACAGCACCUACUCCCAAAGAGGCUCCGAAUGAGGCGGCUCCAGAGUUUGCGUCAGAGUUAGCGGCGUUGAUGGGUGCAUCGGUAGCGGUCGAACGAGUAUUGGAGCGAGUGCCGCUGCUAAGAGCAAUAUAUGAGCUUUGGGACUAUGAAAUCCAAAUGUCAUCCUCACCUGUUGUUGGUAGGCGCGGAGGUGCGGGUAGCAGUAGUAGCGCUCGAAGCACCAGAGCAGUCUGCAGCGUUGCCGCCUACGACAAUCUAUAA